AAAUACUCUCACUAGAUUGCUUGUUGUCAGUUAGUGGAUGUCGAUCAUGAGCUAUCCAGUAUUGUGUUGUUUUGUGAUAAUCGCUCUACUCGUAAUCGUGUUUUUAGACAACCAAGCGAGGGACGAUGGGACAAUAACUGAAGACCUGUGUACUCUAAUACAAAACAAAAAUAACCCCUUUUUUAGAAUAAGCAAAGAGGGGAGAAAUAUUUACACUGGACCAGUUGAGGCAUAUGAUAUUUUAGGUGACACAGUCAUAUUCAUUAACAAUCAAGAAGUGAAAACAUCGUCAGAAGAACAUUACGUCUACGUAAUAUUCUUGAAAGAACCUGCAAUAAAUGGUUUAUCUAUAAAAGAAAAAGAAUUCAACGUAAACGACAUCGAGAUAGGCGAUUUAUCACUGCUAGAACUGAAUGUUAAGAAAAUAAAUGCGAAUCUCUUGGAAAAAAAACUUGAAACUUCUUUUAAUCGAUACAAAAGGGAAUGUAAAAGUGGUAAUGAAGAAAAGGUAACAGAAGAGAUCAAUGAAAUAAAAAGAUUACUAAACGAAUUUAAAAUAUCAAUUCGCAUGGAACAAUACCAACAAAACUCUACAAGCAAAGUCUUUCCUAUAAUAAUUGUUGCGGUAGUUGCUAUUAUUUUCUUUCCUUUUUGUGUAGGUUACUAAUAAUAAUUUAAAAGACUGAUAUGUUUUGUACACACUUCUAACAAGUGAAAGAAUGGGAAAGAAAAGUAUUUUUAAAUGUUUAGUUUUUUUUUAAUUCUUAUCUGAGCGCUUUCGGCUUACACAGCCAUCAUCAUAGCUAUGCUAUAAUAAAGUAAAGAACUCUCAUGAGUAAGUAAAUUUAGAUUUGAUCUAUUUAUAAGUGUGUACAAGUCAUACAGUCUUUUUCAAUUCAAAUAAUUUAGAUUUAACAAAGUUUAACUGACGUCAAAAGUUUAAAGUACCAUUAAUCCAUCUUUAAUUUCCAAAAAAAUCCUUGUAUUUUACAAUAAAAAACUUUAGUUGUUGGUUGAA
Molecule: messenger RNA, 1018 nt
Organism: Diabrotica virgifera virgifera (western corn rootworm)
Lineage: Eukaryota; Metazoa; Arthropoda; Insecta; Coleoptera; Chrysomelidae
Exons: 2
Coding region: 38-667 (209 amino acids)
Source: RefSeq, a predicted model, not a curated record